AUGCGGGUUGGGUUGUGCCAUCAACAUGGUUUUUGCGAGGAUGAAGUUGAAACCAAGGCCGCUGAUCGUCAUGGUUCCUGGUUCCGACUUUUGGAGCGGCGCUACCGUCAGGCUGUGUUUGAAGAUUAUAACCGAUCCCACCAGAAUCAAAAUGUAGUCCCCAACCCCAGCUUAGUGCCUUGGUCCCGCCCUGCAGGCCGCCGAGCCUUCUCUCCUGCUGCGCAUGCGCAACGCAUUGAGCAACAGCGGCGACACCGCGCUGCUGAAUUCUGUCGCCUAUCAGUGCUUCAGCGCCCAUAUUCUGGCCGGGCACUUUUGAACAAGCUCAGUGCUUUAGUGCGAGCAACAGAGGGUGGGCAUUUGCUUUUGGAUUCUGGUGAGGACAGGUCGCCCAAGCCAGCCAAAGUUGCCAAGCUUCAAGAAAAGGCCCAAGCCAGUGACAUGCAACCCCUGAAGGAGUAUUCUCUUCGGAGUGAGGACUGGCCACUUGCUUUGUUGAUGAAAGGUCCUGCGGUCCUCUCCAAGCUUCGUCAAGGGGAUCCUCCUGCUGACAAACCAGUUGCUGCUAUUCUGUCUGAGCAGGAAGCAGAAGAAGCAGCUGCAUAUUGGGAGCAGCAUGAACUAGGAAAGAACGGUGCCUCUUUAGCAUGUGUCAUUGGUGCUCGGCAUUCUUCCUUGGUGGCAUGGUUGGUGCGUGCGCUUCAUGCAGUAGCCUUGGAGCGUUGCGGCCGAAGAGACGAGGCGAUUCGGCUUUGCCAAGAUACUGUGACUGCAGGGAUCGCCAGCGAGAAGAACUCCCUGGCCGCAAUGGAUGACACCUGUUUGAGCACCUUACAGGUGGUUUUGAGGCGUUGUCGGCAAUGGCCUUUAGUGGCACAGAUGUACGAGGCGGCUUGGAAUAAAGAGCCGGAAAUGGAAGAGUACGGUGUGGUGCUUUUCCUAACCGCCGUACAUAGCAACGACUUCACGAAGGCGCAACAGGUAGCGACAAAGCUCUACCAGAAGUACAAAAAACCACAAUGCCUGCAGUGGGUCUGA
Messenger RNA from Cladocopium goreaui, 1038 nucleotides. Lineage: Eukaryota; Dinophyceae; Suessiales; Symbiodiniaceae. The record is from the annotation of a GenBank genome assembly.